UAAAACUUGCAAUAAGUGAAUGAGUUCGUUUACAAACGUUUGAAUAUAGUAAAAAAAAUUACUUCGAUCAACAAACAAUGCACAAUGUUUCAAAUAUCCACUGACGAUCUCCUUACGGCUAUAGAAUUAGAUAGCCGGUAUUAUGGUUUUCUCGAUUUGUCGGAUCCCAGGAAUGCUGAAAUUAACGACCUUAUUCAACAAACCAUUACAGUCUUGCAAGAUGAAAUAGCCAGCUCCCAUUCAUCGAAUAUAGUCAAACAACGCGAUGGGAAACAUGCAAAUUCGAAAAGUAAUAUUCUGGUUAAAGAUGAACAUAUAAAGGAAAAUUCCGCACAACUGGAAUCUGACAACAAAGACAUCAAAUUUGGUUUGGCAAACGAAAUUGCGCCAAAAGGAAACCACCAAGGAAUUGAAGAAGUGGACAUAAACACUUAUUGCAAACUCGGACACCUGCAUCUUCUCAGAUCUGAAUACUAUGAAGCUCUAUCCGCAUAUCAAAAGUAUAUGAGAUUGUGUGAAAAAUAUUGGAAUAACCAUGCUUUUAUAUACGGACUAGGAAUCGUUUAUUUUGAAUUUCGCUGUUUCAAAUGGUCAAUUAAACUGUUUCAAGAACUUUUAUACUUGAACCCACAUUUCACCUGUGCAAAUGAAGUCCAUCUACGUCUUGGACUGAUGCUCAAGGUUAAUGGUGACUUUCGGAGUGCACUUAAACACUUGCAACUGGCAUUGGCGGACUCAUCGCCCUCUACGUUUACGGAUCUUCAAGUGAAAUUUCAAAUAGCUCAUCUGUAUGAAGUACAAAAUAAGCACAAAGCUGCAAAAGAAUCAUAUGAAUUUAUAUUAAAUGACAGAAAUGUAUCGUUGGAUCUGAAAGCGGACAUAUACAGACAAUUAGGAUGGAUGUAUCAUUGUGUCGAAUGCCUAGGCGAAAAAAAAGAACGUGAAUCUAAUGCGUUACGUUUUUUACAAAAAUCAAUUGAAGCGGAUCCAAAGUGUGGACAAUCAUUAUACUUACUGGGAAGAUGUUACGCUGGGGUUAAUAAGGUUCAUGAUGCUUUCUUAGCCUACCGGAACUCGGUCGAAAAAAGUGAAGGGAAUGCGGAUACCUGGUGCUCAAUCGGUGUCUUAUAUCAGCAGCAAAAUCAACCAACAGAUGCGCUCCAAGCAUACAUAUGCGCAGUUCAACUAGAUAAAGAACAUAGAUCGGCAUGGACGAAUUUAGGUAUUCUUUAUGAAAGUUGUGGGCAAUUGCGAGAUGCAUACGCAUGCUAUUUAAAUGCAGUUAAACAGAUUUCAAAACAGAAAAUAACCACUACCCAAGAAGGAAAUAAAGCUUUAUUAUUUACAAGCAGUACAAAUGGAUUAACUAAGGGCAUUAUCCAACGAGUAAAAUUUCUUGAAACACAACUGAGCCACGCACCACUGCCAAGUAUAACAUCUAAACGCCGCCAGCUGUGUUCAAUUGAAGAGGCUUGGAACCUUCCAAUAUCAUUAGAAAUUAACUCCCGUCAACAACAGCAAAAUCUUCAAAUGCAGCAAAGACAGUAUGGAAAAAACUCAUCUUUACAGGGACCGCCGCCACCGUACCCACACAACCACGGAACUCAAAGCAACCCAACACCAGCAAAACGAGCAAAGGACGAUUCCGACCUGUCCGUAAUGAAUCGAUCGGAGCAGCAAAUGCACAAUCUAUGUCAAAAUGAAAUUAGUACUCUACACAAUGUAAAACAGAAUCAAAAAAGUUUUAGUAUGCAGCAAGAACGUCAGUUACCCGCGCCAAAUCGCCAACCCUUGAGGAACAGCACAUCUCCAUAUGUAACAUCAGUUAUGCCAGAAGGAACAAAUACAUAUUGUUCUGAAGCAAUAUCAUCGAAAACCAUAAAGGAGGAAUCUGUUGAUUUAGAAGGCAUUUUUUCUUCGAAUGAUAAGGUUUCAUUAGACGUAAAUGGUCAGUCGAUUAAUGAACGACCUCAGUAUAUUUCGACGGAAUUAGUCGAAGACAUUUACCAAAGUGCGGCUGAUGAUGAUAAGAAGCCCGUUAAAUAUGAGGGUUCAACGCAAAGCAAUGACGACAGCCACAAUAUGUUUAAACAAAAGACAAAAGUUGAAUUUGAUAUUGAUGCUGAUGCUGAUUCAUCACCUACAUUCAACAUACAAAUGGAGUCUAAACAACUGUGGUCUGCUGUACAGAAUUUAUCGUUUCAUGAGCCACCAACAAAUUUUACAGUACUCUUGAGGAAUGCACCUCCGCCUGCGCCACCAGAUUGCCCACCACAGAAGCUUACAAGGGAGCAGCUCUUACCACCCACUCCAUCGGUUCACUUGGAAAAUAAAAAGAAUGCUUUUAGCCCACAAUUGCAAGAAUUUUGCUUAAAGCAUCCAAUUGCCGUUGUACGGGGUUUGGCUGGUGCUCUGAAGCUAGAUUUGGGACUCUUUUCAACUAAAACUCUUGUUGAGGCCAAUCCAGAUCACAGCGUAGAAGUCAGAACUCAAGUGAAUCAGUCUCCUGAUGAAAAUUGGGACGUAUCUCAAGCGAAGAGAGUUUGGGCCUGUAUAUCACAUCGAUCUCAUACAACUAUUGCCAAAUAUGCUCAAUAUCAAGCAUCAAGCUUUCAAGACAGUCUAAAGGAUGAAGGCGAUAAAGGUUCAGCAGGCUCCCAAGUGAUGUCAGAUUCCGAUUCUAAGGAUUCAGUAUCUAAUUCGAAUAUUAAUUUAAAACGUAAAAAGGCAAAAAACGGAAGCAAAAUGCUAAGGUUUGGAACCAAUGUUGAUUUAUCGGAUGAGCGAAAAUGGAAGCCUCAAUUAAGUGAAUUACAAAAAUUGCCUGCCUUUGCGAGAGUAAUUUCGGCUGCAAACAUGUUGUCCCACGUAGGCCACGUCAUUUUGGGAAUGAAUACUGUGCAAUUAUAUAUGAAAGUUCCUGGGAGUAGAACGCCUGGGCAUCAAGAAAAUAACAACUUUUGCUCAAUUAAUAUUAACAUAGGACCAGGAGAUUGUGAAUGGUUCGCUGUCCCAGAUGCUUAUUGGGGUGGAAUUCAUAAUCUGUGUGAGAAAAACAAUAUCAGCUACUUACAUGGAUCGUGGUGGCCUGUUUUAGAAGACUUAUAUAAAGAAAAUAUACCAGUAUAUCGGUUCAUACAGAAACCUGGAGACUUAGUUUGGGUAAAUGCUGGAUGUGUUCAUUGGGUACAGUCUGUAGGAUGGUGCAAUAAUAUAGCAUGGAAUGUUGGACCACUUACUGCACGACAGUAUUCUCUUGCCAUAGAACGUUAUGAAUGGAACAAGCUUCAAAGUUUUAAAAGUAUUGUUCCCAUGGUCCAUUUAAGUUGGAACCUAGCGAGAAAUAUAAAAGUUUCUGAUACGAAACUUUUUGAAUUAAUAAAAAUGUGCUUGUGUCAAUCUUUAAAAACUGUGUUUCAUAUACAAGAAUAUGUAAAGUCCAAAGGAGUCGAAAUUCGGUUUAAUGGCCGUGGUAAGAACGAGGCUUCCCACUAUUGUGGACAAUGUGAAGUCGAAGUUUUUAACGUGUUGUUCAUAAGAGAGCAAGAGAAAAGGCAUGUGGUCCAUUGUCUACCUUGUGUAUUGAAGCUAUCACCAUCGCUGCAAGGUAUUGUCUGUUUGGAGGAAUACCGAUUGUCAGAGCUCGAGCAUGUGUAUGACUCUUUUACACUGUACAGAACGCAAGGACUUGAACAAACCCAUUAAUUAACUUAAUUAACAUAAUAUUAAAAAUAUUUUAUUAUAUUGUACGUUUUUUACACCGAAAA
Drosophila novamexicana is the source of this 3767-nucleotide messenger RNA. It is a transcript of the gene Utx, whose product is annotated as lysine-specific demethylase 6A. The transcript has 15 exons. Gene Ontology annotation, molecular function: RNA polymerase II cis-regulatory region sequence-specific DNA binding; histone H3K27me2/H3K27me3 demethylase activity; chromatin DNA binding. The record is from RefSeq and is a predicted model, not a curated record. Gene Ontology annotation, biological process: regulation of gene expression. Bases 85 to 3705 code for a protein of 1206 amino acids. Gene Ontology annotation, cellular component: MLL3/4 complex. NCBI's taxonomy places the organism in Eukaryota, Metazoa, Arthropoda, Insecta, Diptera, Drosophilidae.